Molecule: messenger RNA, 1566 nt
Organism: Fimicolochytrium jonesii
Lineage: Eukaryota; Fungi; Chytridiomycota; Chytridiomycetes; Spizellomycetales; Powellomycetaceae
Exons: 3
Coding region: 40-1380 (446 amino acids)
Source: RefSeq, a predicted model, not a curated record
UUUUGACUUCACAAGAUCGUUAACCACACACCGACGACAAUGGCUAAAAAGACCAAGAGCACCGCAAAACCCGCCGUCGCUGCCGCGGAGGCAGCCGCGCCGAACGUGGAAUCUACGCACGCCGCCUCCGUCACCGCCGAUAAGGCAAAGAGGACGAAAAAGACAAAGGGAGCCAAAGACACCUCCAACGACGCUACAACGAAUGUUGCCGCUGGGGCCACCGAAGCGGUUCCGGGUCCCGCCGUCGAAGCCUCCGCCGCCGCGGAUACCAUGUCAGUGAAAAAGUUCAGGAAAAAGGCGAAGAACUCCUCAACAGCCGCGUCAAACGAGAGCGAGGGAAAUGCGGCUGCACCGACGACCGGGGAAGCUGAGAAGCCUGCACAGACAGUGACGAAGGCCAAGAAGGCGGACAAGAAGGCGGACGUGUCGCAAGCGGCAAAGGAUGCCGGAGUUGCCGCGGCAGUGCCUGGUACUGCCGAUGGGGAAAAGAAGAAGACGAGGAGGAAGAAGAAGGGAAAGGCGAGCAGCCAAGUCGCCGGUGACGGAAAGCCGGCAGGUGAGGACAGUAAUGCAGCAACUGUGACCGACGCCGCAGCGGCAAAAGAAUUGAAGCGCAAACGGGAGGAUAAGGUUGCUGCACCCGAAGGAACUGCACCUGCGCAAACCGAGGAGUCCAGUCCGGCCAAGAAGGCGCGUAAACCGAAAUCGAAGAAGGCGAAAGUAGACGCGGAUGCGAUGGACAUUGUGAAGAAGUUUGCGCCCGCUGAGCGGUCGCUGAAGGAAAAGAAGAACAGGAGGAGUAGGAACAAGAAGGAUAAGGUGGCAGGAACGGAGGGUGGUGAAGGCAAAACCGAGCCGGUGAUCGAGGACAAGGCGGAAGCGAAGGGAGCUGAGGAACAGGCGGAGACACCACAACCGGUGGGGGAGAAAGUGAAGGAGACGAAGAGGCAGAAGAAGAAACGGACACGUGCGGAGGCUACUGCCGAGACUAACGAAAGCGCACCGGUCGCGGAUGCGGUGGCGGAAGUGAAGGGGAGGCCUGCGAAAAAGAUUGCAACAGAAGCCAAGCCAGUGCCUGCGAAAACUCAGCCCGCUGAGACCAAAGAACAAGGGGCAGCACCAAAAGCCGCAUGGAAUGACUGGACUAAGGCAUCGUUCGACGGUGAUGCCGCGCGUAAAAACAAAUUCCUCCGCCUCCUCGGAGCCAAGAAGGAUGGUGCCGCGGCUACUCCCACCCCAGCGGCUUCACCCGUACCAGCUUCAGCAAUCGAUGACAAAGUAGCCAGCAAGAUCGCAAAGGAGAUGGAAGCGCAGUUCGAGAAUUCUCGGAACAUUUCACAGCGGAUUCGGAGUGGUCGGAAGGGUGGGCUUGGUGCGUGAGGGAAUUUCGGAAGAUAGUGGGAGUGGGCCAUAGGUUGGAUUGGAUUAUUUGAAGACGGUGCGGAUCGUACAUACAUAGAUUAUUUAGAUAUGAUAGCAUGGUGGGGGGGUAGGCUCCACCGUGGGGUACGGGUGCAUACUUUGCCGUGCAGGCGUAAUACGGUGACAAAAUGCGCUGAAUGGAAC